AUGGAUCCAGACAAGACCCGCAGAGAAAGCAAUGCAGAUGACCUCGAGCUCGAAGCCCAAGGCUACCAGCGUGCAAUGCCACGGAGGUUCUCAUUGUUAUCACUCCUAUCGCUGUCUUUUGCCCUUACAGCUAGCUGGAAUGGUUUCGGAAGUGCCAUUGGAACCGGCCUUGCCGAGUUUUCUGCCUCCGGCGUCCUCUGGACCCUCAUCAUUGCGGCCACAAUGAGUUGGAUCGUUUCAUUGGGCAUGGCAGAGCUGUCUUCUGCUUAUCCAAAUUCAGGAGCUCAGUAUUACUGGUCCUUUCGCGUCGCAGCACCAGCGUGGGCGCCGUUCGCUUCUUACGUCACAGCUGGCUGGUGGCUUGGUAAUGCUAGUGUGGCCAAUUUUAUUGCGGCAAUGAUCCUGGCCAUGGUCAAGAUAACCAAUACCGACUACACGAUUCAGCCAUGGCAUCAGUAUCUGAUAUAUGCUGCAAUACUCUGGCUGGCAGCAGCCAUCAAUAUUUUCGGAAGCCGCUUUGUACCCCUUUUUUCCAACUUCAUCCUGUACUUCUCCCUUGCAACGCUUGUCGCAACUAUAAUUACGAUUCUGGGGUGUGCGGCUCCCAAGUUCCAGAAAGCCUCCUGGGUGUUUGGGGAUACCACCAAUUCCACCGGAUGGGACAACAAAGGACUUCUUUUCAUCCUAUGUCUGUUGAAUAACGCGUACGGAUUUAUGGGUACCGAUGCUGGCGCUCACUUGGCUGAAGAAAUACCAAACCCUAUGGUCAAUGUUCCCAAAGUCAUCGUCAUGCCGGUCUUCAUCGGGCUGAUCACAACUUGGCCGUUUGCACUUGCUUGUUUGUUUGUCAUUGUCGAUGUCGAACGAGUCAUUGCUCCGCCGAGCGGGAUGCCCUUGAUCGAGAUUUAUUAUCAAGCCACCGGAAGCAAGGCUGCAACAAUUGCGCUUUUAGCGGCCUUUGCAUUCUGUUUGUUUGGCUGCGCAACUGCCAAUAUCGCCGGAUCCAGUCGUCAGAUUUGGGCCGCAUCGCGAGACAAUGCGUUUCCAGGAUCUCGCUGGUGGUCCCAGGUGUCUCCUCGCUUCCAGAUGCCACUGAAUGCAGCUGUUCUUUCCGCCAUGGUGACCAUGUUGUACGGCCUGAUUUUCCUCGGAUCAUCAACCGCUUUUGCAUCCAUGGUGGGCGCCAAUAUCGUCUUCAUGAUGACCUCCUAUGUGAUUCCUCAAGGGAUCCUUGCUUGGAGAGGACGUGCUGCAGUCCUUCCUGAGAGGCAUCUCAACCUGGGAAGAUGGGGCAUUGUUGUCAACGUAGUUUCAUGCGUGUGGUGCGUCUUUCUAGACGUUGUAGCUUGCAUCCCAGUCACGAGGCCUGUUACAACGACCAACAUGAACUGGGUGAGUGUUGUGAUGGUUGGUAUCGGCGCCUAUGUUCUGAUAGCCUGGUGCCUUUGGCAGCGGCAUGUGUACAAAGGUCCCAGGGUAAACGUGCAGUUACAGGAUCAGAUCCAUCGUGAGAUUCUCCAUCAUGAAGGUCGCGAACUUACAACGACAAUCUCUGGGAUCGAGCUUGACGAUGCGAUCCAUGAUCUUGGCCACAAAGCGGUCAAGGCAGAUUGACAUGGCACUCUGGACGUCGCCUCGGGAGGGUGAUACAGUUGAAGUCUUCCUUAUGAUAUUGUAUCGCAGAAUGAUUU
This is a messenger RNA of Exophiala viscosa, 1691 nucleotides long. Its product is annotated as amino acid transporter. The transcript has 7 exons. Gene Ontology annotation, biological process: transmembrane transport. NCBI's taxonomy places the organism in Eukaryota, Fungi, Ascomycota, Eurotiomycetes, Chaetothyriales, Herpotrichiellaceae. Gene Ontology annotation, molecular function: transmembrane transporter activity. Gene Ontology annotation, cellular component: membrane. The record is from RefSeq and is a predicted model, not a curated record. Bases 1 to 1614 code for a protein of 537 amino acids.